Messenger RNA from Pieris napi, 2901 nucleotides. Its product is annotated as cilia- and flagella-associated protein 410-like. The transcript is spliced from 14 exons. Gene Ontology annotation, biological process: cytoskeleton organization. The coding region runs from base 199 to 1431 and encodes 410 amino acids. The record is from RefSeq and is a predicted model, not a curated record. NCBI's taxonomy places the organism in Eukaryota, Metazoa, Arthropoda, Insecta, Lepidoptera, Pieridae. Gene Ontology annotation, molecular function: protein binding.
AGCUUGCAGGAUCGCCCCGUCCGCUGUCUGACCAUUUUUGUCAACACGAACUGUCAUUGAAUAGACAAACUAUUGAACACUUAAAAUCGUAAUAAAAUUUUAUUGUUCGCGUUUCUGGCGAGUUGUGCAUUCGAGGUGCGAUGAGCGGCCGCAGUUCUCCUGUCUAAAUCAGUGAUAUUGUGUGUUGUGCUGUGAAAUAUGGCUCGAUUAACGGAGGAGAUGGUGAUCGCUAGAUCGAAACAAUCGGAUUUAUCAUCGGUAAAAAAGCUAAACUGCUGGGGAGCCGAACUCGGUGAUGUCAGCGUGUUGAGGAAAAUGCCCAAUGUUGAAGUUCUAGCGUUCAGCAUUAACAAGAUCCGUACGCUGGUGGACUUUGCGGGGUGCCGCCGCCUUCGUGAGCUGUACGUUAGGAAGAAUGAGAUCCGGGAUUUAGCUGAGAUCAGGCAUUUGAGACGUCUUCCUGAUCUGACGAACCUCUGGCUGGAUGAGAACCCUUGUACGAGACAUUCAGAGUACAGAAUGACAGUACUUCGUAAUAUUCCGAAUCUGGAGAAGUUGGACAAUGUUCCCGUUAGACCUAAAGAGGUCCAAGAGGCGAUGAGACGCGGCAUUCAUAUACCAGAUUCUGAUGAUGAGGGGUAUCCUCAGCGACAAGAGCAAUACAGCCAGUACCGGACCGCUCGGUCGUGCGAGUCGAGCCCCGAGAGGGAACCCGACUAUUAUCAACCGCAGAGCGCAAGGGAGCAGGGAAGCGACGGUUCCGUCGAAGAAAGCUCUGAACCGAGAUCUCCGCUCGCGCCCACGUGCCCGGCCUCACCGCGCCGGGUGGCCUCGCCCGAAGACGAGAGGUACGACCACCCGGCGAUGACCACUUCCCAUUACGAGCCAAGAGCUGCGAGGUCUCCGGAGGCGGCAUCUCUGAGGCAUUCGGUGUCGGCGCAGAGCGUCACGGACUUCGCGCCGAGCAAUAGCGAGUGGAGACCGUCCGGUACGCUCGCGCAAGACUUUUGCGAGCGGAUUGAUCGAAGCGAUACGCACUCUGUCCGGGAAUGGGAGAGGGGCGAAAGAGGCGAGAGGGGGCCCAAUCCGGGGGGCAGGGAGUACUCCUCCGCGGUCAUGACCGAGCGGAGGGGCUUCACCAGGCGACCCGUGGCCAGGAGUUCGAAUCUGCUGUCGGCCGUUCUUUGUCUGGUGAAGGAGUUGGACAACCCGAGCUUAGAGGUCGCGAAAAUGGCUGUCAGGCAGGAAAAAUACAUUUUCUCCUUUAAUGUCGCAUGGAUGAGCUGGCGAAUAGCCAGUGACACGAAGAGGUCGAUUAAUCUUCCAAUUAUAAUGGAAUUGGUACAAAGCGAUGGCCAUUUUGUCAAAUGUUGCCAGUUUUGUAAUCGCAAAUUGCUAAUGCGCUGGAACUUUGUGGUACUAAAUCUGUAACAAUUCAUUGCCCGUCAUAUUGCUUAGUUUUUUAUAAAAUAAUUUUAAAUAUUUUCAGAUUACUAAACAUGAGUGUAAUUUAAUAAUAUUUCAUAAAAGCCUUUCUCCAAAAAAAAUUUUAGUUGACUACUUAAGAAAGCGCAUUAGCAAUUUGCGGAACGCAUACAAAUAAUUAACAUUUAAUCUGUAAAGGGUACCCCGAUGCCCCAAAAGUUGGGGGAAAAUAAUGCAAUUGUGAUUUAAUGUACAUAUAUAUAGCUUUUAAAUUUGCAUGAGUUUAUUUGUGCAUGAAGUUUUGAAUUUAUUGCAAUUAAUUAUACACACAAAUAUAAUUUUACUAAAACUUGUUUAUUAAAUUUUCUUUUUAUUUGAUUUUUAAUGUGUUACAAAUUGUUACCUCGUCUUAAUCUGGUAAAUAUGUAAUGCAAAAAAUUUAAUUUUUCAUUUAAACUCACGAAAUUCCAACGAUUCUGUCACUACAAAAAUUACUUAAGAAAUAAAUUAGAUGUCAACAAUGAUGUAAUUGAAAGUAAAUUAUCAGCGAUUGUUAAAUUUAAAUAUUCCACCUUAAUUUGCUUUUGAUGGAUUUUUAUACAUUAUACCAUUACUAAGGCAGAUACAUUAGUUUGUAUAAUUAUGUUAUAUUAUAAUUAUAUUUGUAGUGUGUAACCGUCCUCGUAAUUUAGUUAAAAUAUACCAUAUUAUAUGUCUCGCUUUAAUUAUACGUUAAAGAUGGAUGGCACGAUGUAUUCACCAGAAAUAGUUUUGCUAUGGCCAUCUAAUCUCAUAAUAUGUGUAAGAGAUUGCAAUGCCUAGACACCUGAAUAGAAAGAUAGUGAAAUCAUAAAUAUGAAUGAUCUGGUAUUUUUUAUUAAAAUAAUUUUUUAACGACUACAUUGCUUUUGGGAGUGGUCUAUGACCUCUUCAAACGUGUAGGGUCUAAACGCUUUAAACGUCAUCAUUAUUACUGAGACUGCUUGCCUUUGCUUAAUAAUGGUCAUGUGACCAUGCAUGGCUGAAUCUCACAAUUGGCUUUACAUGUCGAGACAACCCAUAAGCAUCUCAACAAUUUGUAUCGCGGUGGUCUCGUGACCUUGCGUCAGCUGACGUCACUCCCAUACAAAUACUGGCACUUGAAAGUCCAUAAAAUUAUUUCACUAAACUGUGCUUAAAUCACUCCAGAACCUCUACUACGAUUCAUCUUCGUACUCACAAUACGAAUUGGAUAAGAAUUUGAAAUGGCGUGUAAAUUUGUAUAAACAAUAAUUUUGUAAAAGGUCGCCAACGCAUUUGCGGACCUUCUAACAUUGUGUCCAUCGGCGUUUACGCACGAGCGUCCCGCUCGUUUGCUUCAUACAAAAUAAUAUAUCAUCACAUUGAUCUGCAUCAAAUUAAAAUUAAAAUCACAAAAUAAUCUUUAAUUUAAUAGAUUAUUUUUCCGACCCAAAUGUCGGCCAAUAGAAUUGCACC